AUGGACCAACAUGGUGACCAGGAUUCACCACUGUCUAUUGCAUCAAACAUUGCCGGCCUGCUGACGUUUGUCUUUGCCGUUGCGGCAACGGCCUACGCGCGUGUUCGGUACCUGCAAAGUAGCAGCACCGAGUAUCUCCGCGUCAAAACCAGCCUGUCCUGGUACAAGACGGAGUCGACAUGGCUGUCGGAUCUCAUCAGCACACAAGAGUCGUUGUCCCGCGCGAGCGAAGACCGAGGCACGAAGCGAGGCAGCAUUGACGAGAAGAGCAGCGCCGAGUGGCUGCGACGGCGACGCACAGGACUUGAUCGCGCACCGCCGCCGGCACAGCGGGCGGAGCAGCACAUGUUUGCGUUUGUCAUGGACGACUUAUUGAAUCUUGAGCAGCGCCUGCUGGACAUGGUUAACGACGUGGAGUCGCGGGCGGACCCCUCCCCCAGCGCGGUUGGCGUCUCGUGGUCACUGAUUCCGGGGACGUGGCACGGUGGACGGCCGUCGGUGGCGGUGGCGUGGCUGGGAGCUGCAGGCGCUUGA
Beauveria bassiana ARSEF 2860 is the source of this 534-nucleotide messenger RNA. RefSeq lists its product as uncharacterized. NCBI's taxonomy places the organism in Eukaryota, Fungi, Ascomycota, Sordariomycetes, Hypocreales, Cordycipitaceae. The transcript is spliced from 2 exons. The coding region runs from base 1 to 534 and encodes 177 amino acids. The record is from RefSeq and is a predicted model, not a curated record.